CUUCUCAGAUAAAGAAAACUGGGUUUGAAGAAGAACAACAUGAUGAUGCUGAAGGUGAGUUUCUUGCUACUUAUCCUUGUAGGGAUUACCAAUGCUGGCAUGGAGUUGGGCAUGCUCAAAAGUGAACGUCAUCAUCACUCAAGUGAGGAUGAGCCUUCGGAGUCUUCAAAACCAUGCUGUGAUCUCUGUGCAUGCACAAAGUCAAUCCCUCCACAAUGUCGCUGUGCAGAUGUUAGGUUGGGUUCAUGCCACUCAGCUUGCAAAACAUGUAUUUGUGCAUUAUCUUAUCCUCCUCAGUGUCGUUGUGUUGACACCACCGACUUUUGCUAUGAACCUUGCAAGUCCAGUGAUGAUGACUAG
Molecule: messenger RNA, 360 nt
Organism: Abrus precatorius (Indian licorice)
Lineage: Eukaryota; Viridiplantae; Streptophyta; Magnoliopsida; Fabales; Fabaceae
Product: Bowman-Birk type proteinase inhibitor DE-3-like
Exons: 1
Coding region: 40-360 (106 amino acids)
Cellular component (GO): extracellular region
Molecular function (GO): serine-type endopeptidase inhibitor activity
Source: RefSeq, a predicted model, not a curated record